Pezoporus flaviventris is the source of this 2290-nucleotide messenger RNA. It is a transcript of the gene TMEM266, whose product is annotated as transmembrane protein 266. NCBI's taxonomy places the organism in Eukaryota, Metazoa, Chordata, Aves, Psittaciformes, Psittacidae. Gene Ontology annotation, biological process: transmembrane transport; monoatomic ion transport. The transcript is spliced from 12 exons. Gene Ontology annotation, molecular function: monoatomic ion channel activity; voltage-gated channel activity. The record is from RefSeq and is a predicted model, not a curated record. The coding region runs from base 313 to 1887 and encodes 524 amino acids. Gene Ontology annotation, cellular component: plasma membrane.
GUCCCACGUUAUUCGUCCCACCUUUGUGAGCACCUUAUGUCAUGGUAACAGUCCCUUCUGCUGAGGCGGGUUGGACUCUGCUCCCUGUGGAGCUAUCAGAAGAGCUGGCUGCAACUUUCUCCUUCAGUCCUGGUGGCACAUCAUCUGGAAAAUGUGAGAAAGCCCUGGCCAUGCUUUACAAGACAGGAAAUAAAGCCUUGGAAAUGGCUCUACAAAAGAAAGAACUAAUCUUGGAAGGCUAGAACUUCUGUGCAGAGCAGUUGGAAUUAAUUAUAUACUGGAACCAGAGCUGAUUUGGUUGCAUCCUCCAACAUGACCAAUCCUCAGUCUACAAUAGAAGGUGGUGUUUCGGAAGUUGAAAUAAUUUCACAACAAGUAGAAGAAGAGACCAAAAGCAUUGCCCCUGUACAGCUUGUCAAUUUUGCUUAUCGAGAUCUACCUUUAGCUGCACUUGAUCUGUCUGUGGCUGGGUCCCAGCUUCUGUCAAAUUUGGAUGAGGAGUACCAAAGAGAAGGAUCUAACUGGCUAAAACCGUGCUGUGGGAGACGAGCAGCUGUGUGGCAGGUGUUUUUGCUCAGUGCAAGUCUCAACGGUUUCCUGGUAGCCUGUGUAGUAUUGGUGGUGAUUCUCCUGACUCUGGAACUCCUAAUAGAUAUAAAGCUUCUCCAGUUUUCAAGUGCUUCACAGUUUGCGGGAGUAAUUCACUGGAUCAGCCUAGUCAUCCUGUCUGUUUUCUUUUCAGAGACUAUUUUGAGGAUUGUGGUCCUUGGCAUAUGGGAUUACAUUGAAAACAAAGUAGAGGUGUUUGAUGGUGCUGUCAUAAUCUUGUCCUUGGCACCAAUGGUGGCCUCAACAGUGGCUAAUGGCCCCAGCAGCCCAUGGGAUGCUAUCAGCCUUAUUAUCACACUACGAAUCUGGAGAGUGAAGAGGAUCAUCGAUGCCUAUGUCCUUCCAGUGAAAGUGGAGAUGGAGAUGAUGAUUCAGCAAUAUGAGAAAGCAAAGGUUAUUCAAGAUGAGCAGCUGGAAAGACUAACCCAGAUCUGCCAAGAACAAGGGUUUGAAAUCAGGCAGCUGAGGGCCCACCUUGCUCAGCAGGAUUUGGAUCUGGCUGCAGAGAGAGAGGCUGCAUUGCAGGUCCCACAUGUGCUGAACAAGCAGAGCAGCAAAAGGUACAAGGUGGUACCAACUGAAGAUUCAGAUGAUGAAGCCACUGAGAACAUCACUGAGUUGCGACCUCCACGAGAGGAUGACAUGAAUAAUUACAUCAGUCGCUACUACAAUGAACCAAGCAGUGACAGCGGUGUCCCCGAGGCAGCCAUCUGCGUGGUCACCACCGCCGCCAUUGACGUCCAUCACCCCAACAUCUCGUCCGACCUCUUCACGGUGGAGGUGCCAAUGCGCCUGGGCAGCACCGGGACAUCCGCCAGCGUCACAUCGGGCAGCGCCUCGCGCUCCACCGUCAGCUCAGGCACGCAGGCCUGCAGCGAGAGCAGCCAGACACUGGGCUCCUCCCCAGACUGCAGCACGGCCUGCGAGGACACUGCUGAGGCUGGUGCUGCCCCACGGGCUGACCUCGCGCCCACGCGGCAGCGGGUGGCCCACGCCAUGGUGCAGGAGCUGCUCUCAUCCCUGUCGGAAGAGGCCUGCCUGGCGCAGAAGGGGCUGGAUCCUGUUAACCUGAAGCUGCCCAGCCCGGCAGGCUCGGCAGCGUCCAGCCCCAACCUAGGCCACCGCCUCAGUGUCUACAACUGCAGGAACCAGGAGAGCCUCAACGUGUUCCAGCUCAAGCCACUCAUCGACUGCCCACAGGCUGCCCCACUGAUUGAUGACAAGUUUGGUGCACUCGGGCCCCCAGAGCCACAGCUGGGCAGGGUUCCCAAGGCAUAAGGAGAGGCUGGGGGCAAGGGACAGCUGUGGGGACACGCUCACUGUGCCAGGCCACAUGGCUGCCACAGGCAAGGUGGCACUGCUGGAGGCAACCUGUGGCAUCUCCUGCAGCUGGGGGACGAGCCACCCUCACUUCUACCUGCCAGUGCUCUGAUGGUGCGUGAUGGACCUGCCAUGCCACCAGCUCUGGGCCAGCUGCGACCUACGGUGUCCUCUGGGGCACAACGGACCUUCCAGCAGUCUUGGGCCAACACGGACCCACAGUGCCUGCGGAGAUAGACAGACAGUGAACCUGGCCCAGGGGCAGGACAGAGCUGCUGGACAGCUUGGGCCCAGCCUGGCCCCCAGCCUGAGCACGGCUGGGAAGGGGAAUGGGGAACAAGAAUAAACACUGCGAAACAGA